GCUACGACCAUGGAGCUUCAUAUCAUCCCUUUCUCUAAUUUUACCUUCAUGGCCUCCUUUCUCUUCAUCUUGGUGUUAUUCAAAAUAGUUAAAAGAUGGAGGUGUAACAAUUCUACUAUGAAUUUACCACCAGGACCAUGGACACUACCCCUCAUAGGAAACAUACAUCAGAUUAUCAGUAGCUCAUUGCCUCAUCACUGCUUCAAAAAUUUGGCAGAGAAAUAUGGACCCUUAAUGCACCUAAAACUAGGAGAGGUAUCAUGCAUAAUAGUUAGUUCACCAGAAAUGGCCAAAGAGAUUAUGAAAACAAAUGACCUUACCUUUUGUAAUAGGCCAAACCUUUUUUUAACCACAAUACUUACUUACAAUAAUACAGAUAUUGUUUUCUCUGCAUAUGGAGAAUACUGGAGGCAACUACGAAAGAUAUGCGUAAUAGAGCUAUUAAGUGCAAAGCGUGUCCAAUCAUUUAGAUCAAUAAGAGAAGAAGAAGUGUCAAAUCUUGUUAAAUCAAUAUCUGCAAGUGAAGGAUCAGUUGUUAAUCUGACUCAGAAGAUUUUGGCAACGACAUAUGGGAUAUCAGCGCGGGCAGCUUUUGGGAAAAGGAAUAUACAUCAAGAAGCGUUCAUAUUAGCAACGGAGAAAGCAUUGAGCCUGUUGGGCUGUGUUAGUAUUGUUGAUUUGUAUCCUUCUAUUAAAAUGCUUCGAAGGAUGAGUAGGGCGAAAACCAAAUUUGAAAAAGCUCAAAGAGAUCUUGAUAUAAUAUUGCAAGACAUAAUCGAUGAUCAUAAAAGAAGUCGUAAUGAAGAAAGCAAGGAUGAAGAUCUAGUUGAUGUUCUUCUUAAUUAUCAACAAGAAAAUUAUCACUCACAGUCACAGCAUCCCUUGACCGAUGAUAAUUUGAAAGCGGUCAUCCAGGACUUGUUCACCGGUGGUGGAGAAACAUCGUCAGGGGUUAUGUUAUGGGCAAUGUCUGAGAUGGUAAAAAACCCAAAAGUGAUGAAAGAAGCACAAGCUGAGGUAAGAAGAGUGUUUGAUGGAAAGGGUUUUGUGGACGAGACAGAGUUGCACCAAUUGAUAUACUUAGAGUCUGUCAUCAAAGAAACCAUGAGACUACAUCCUCCCCUACCGCUGUUAGUUCCAAAAGAAAGUAGAGAGAGAUGCCAAAUCAAUGGAUAUGAGAUCCCAGCAAAGACAAGGGUCAUGGUUAACGUUUGGGCUAUUGGAAGAGAUCCAAGGUAUUGGGUUGAAGCCGAGAGUUUUAAACCUGAAAGGUUUGUUAAUAGCCCUAUUGAUUUCAAGGGCACAGACUUUGAAUAUAUACCAUUUGGUGCGGGUAGGAGGAUGUGCCCUGGCAUUGCAUUUGCCAUACCCAACGUUGAACUGCCUCUUGCUCAGUUACUUUACCACUUCGAUUGGAAGCUUCCCAGUGGAAUGAAGAAUGAAGAGCUUGAUAUGACCGAGACAUCUGGGAUUACUGUAGGAAGAAAAUACGAUCUAUGCUUGAUUCCUAUUACUCGUCGUACUUAA
Molecule: messenger RNA, 1527 nt
Organism: Trifolium pratense (red clover)
Lineage: Eukaryota; Viridiplantae; Streptophyta; Magnoliopsida; Fabales; Fabaceae
Product: cytochrome P450 71D10-like
Exons: 2
Coding region: 10-1527 (505 amino acids)
Molecular function (GO): oxidoreductase activity, acting on paired donors, with incorporation or reduction of molecular oxygen; heme binding; monooxygenase activity
Source: RefSeq, a predicted model, not a curated record